AUGGAGGGUGGCUAUGAGCAUCAUAUGCUUCUUCCUGGACAAAGGUUUUGCCCCACGGAGGAUGAACUACUCAUGUAUUACCUUAAGCCCAAGGUGAAUGGAAAGGAGGUACCUGGAGAAGGAACCCUAAUCUGUGAAGUGGAUUUUUAUGGUGAAGAAGAACCAUGGAGUAUAUGGGAAAGAUUCGAAGCAGAAAGAGCAAACGAUUUGAGAAGGAACAAAGAUCUUUACUUCUUCACCAAGAAGAAGAAGGUGAGUGCAAAAGCGUCACGCAAUUACAGAAAAAUAGGGCGCGGUACAUGGAAAGGCCAAGACGCAGCCAAGGAGAUAUAUCUUGUUGAUCAGAAUCAUCAACAAACAAGAACUCUUCUUGGUUUCAAGAAAACCUACACCUACAGGAAUAAAAAGUCCGAGCAUCAUGGUGGCUGGAUCAUGUAUGAAUACGAACUUGAUGAGUCUCAAUUCAUGAACAAGAAGCAAGGGCCUGAAGACUAUGUCGAAAACGACGAAGGCGAUAACAUGGAACCCGAAUCGGUUGUUGAAGAGCCGCAAGAGAAACGUCAACGUCUUCUUCCACGCACUAACAAUGUGCCAGGACCAUCAUCAUCAGAGGACGUCGCUGCUGAACUAGAACAAUGGAUUGACUUCGACCAACAAUACUAUAAGCCAGCACCACUACCAUUAGAAGCUUAUACACCAGCUGAACCACAACCAGCGGAAGAAAAUUUGGGGCAGCAAUAUCAGAUGCAUCCCUUUUCUGCUAAUGAAAUAAAUCAAAUAAUGAACCAUAACUUUCACCAUGAAAAUAAUCAGAUGCAGCAAGUGAAAGAUGAAGAGGGUAUCAGGACAUCUGGGGAAGGUGAUCUAUAUGGAGGGAACUCGAGUGAUGCUAUGGGUGGUGGUGCAUACUGGCCUCAGUCUUUUAUGGAUGGGCUAAAUCAUCUAAUGAACGAUGAGCAGCCAAGUACCAUGGGUGUAUGGAAUGAUGAUUCAUAUUUAGAUUUUGGGGCGUACGCAGCGGAUUAA
Molecule: messenger RNA, 1026 nt
Organism: Argentina anserina (silverweed cinquefoil)
Lineage: Eukaryota; Viridiplantae; Streptophyta; Magnoliopsida; Rosales; Rosaceae
Product: NAC domain-containing protein 45-like
Exons: 2
Coding region: 1-1026 (341 amino acids)
Biological process (GO): regulation of DNA-templated transcription
Molecular function (GO): DNA binding
Source: RefSeq, a predicted model, not a curated record